AUAUACUUUGAUACGUAAAUACAAAUCCCAAAAGGGAAAGAGCAAAAAGGUAACAGGUAGUCAUAGGAAUAACAAACCAACAAUCUCCAGGUACAACCAUGGCUGAAGAAUUGAAACAUGGACCUAACUAUAAAGAACACUUUGAUACACAAUUCUAUCUUAGGAGCAACUAUUCUGACCCAAGAACUUCUGGUUUGUCAAAUCUCACAUAUUUAUUAGAUAAACUACAUACGAUGUUUUCAUCAGGUCAGAUUAAGGGGGCUAAGUUGUUAGAAUUUGGAACUGGGCCAACCAUUCACACGCUGAUAAGUGCGUCUAAGUAUGUCACUGAUAUCACAUGCGCAGAGUAUGCAGAAUGUAACAGAAAUGAAAUCAACAAGUGGUUGCAAUGGGACAAGGAUGCCCAUGACUGGACUGAGACAUUUCAAUACAUAGCUGGUCUCGAAGGAAGCAGGGACAUUAAAUCAAUGGAAUUGAGAGUGCGAGGGGCUUUAAAACAAGUUAUACCAUGCGAUAUCAACUUAAAGAAUCCUCUCCAUCCAUUCACAUACAGCAACUAUGACACCACAAUUAGUAGCCUCGUUUUAGAAUCAGCUUGUCAUACACUUGAUCAUUAUGGCAAAUCACUAAAGAGGAUAGGAUCACUUAUAAAGGACGGUGGUAAACUAAUAAUGUAUGGUCUACUGAAAGAAAGUUCUUACAUGGUCAAUGGUGUCACAUUUCAUUCUCUAUAUUUGGAAGCUGAUGAUGUCAUCCGAGCUCUUAAAAAUGCUGGAUUUAUAAGAAUCGAUAUGAAAAUAUGUGAGACCGAUCUCGAACCAUCCAUUUCUAAAAUAGACGAAUCAGAGAAAUUCUUAGUCGUAUGUGAUAAAAGAGAAAAUGCUUGUAGGGCAAAAUAAAAAACAAACAUGUAAACCCGAUUUAGUCGAUUUAGAUAUUUGAUCCAUGUUUUCAUCUUCACAAGGGUGCAUUAUUGAUUCCAACUUGUAUUUCUAAAACUUCAAUUCCACAAACAUCUUUGAUGCCAAAUAUACUCUCUUUGAAUGUGCCGAUAUUUCAUGAUCAACGAUCAAGUAGAAUUGCACCAUUUACAUAUGAAUUGUCUUAUUUGUAAAAGACAAGAACUAUUUAUGCAUUUGUCUUAUAGCGACUUGUUAUAUCCUCUUUAAUGAACAAUAAAAAAACUUCGUCACAAUUCAUUCAAUAUCCAAAACGAAAAUUCAAAUAUGUCAUACUUGAACUACCAUAUCCAACAAUUUAAAUUCCUUAUAUGGUCAACCAGACUAGGUAGAUCGAAACUGAACUCCCAAUACGAAUUGCAAUACGAUAUAAAACAUAAUUUAUGCCUUCACAAAAGUUGCUGCUAUUAAUGUCAUAUUCAAACUCCCAUGAAAAAUCAUGCUAGCUGCUUUUGGUGUCAUCAUUUUUAUUAAGAUCUUCAGCAUCAAAACUGUAAUCUCUCUCCUAGCUAGAAGGUAGUAUUUUAGUAUUAUAUCUUACUUACAUGUAUGUUAUCUUAUGUAUAUUUA
Molecule: messenger RNA, 1529 nt
Organism: Owenia fusiformis
Lineage: Eukaryota; Metazoa; Annelida; Polychaeta; Sabellida; Oweniidae
Source: the annotation of a GenBank genome assembly